Capsicum annuum is the source of this 1106-nucleotide messenger RNA. Its product is annotated as protein TIC 20-II, chloroplastic. The transcript has a single exon. The record is from RefSeq and is a predicted model, not a curated record. Bases 443 to 1030 code for a protein of 195 amino acids. Lineage: Eukaryota; Viridiplantae; Streptophyta; Magnoliopsida; Solanales; Solanaceae.
AUAACAACGCUAACUCUAAUUGUCCUAAGAUAACAAACUUUCUCAUCUCAUAAGUAGCAACCUGGACGAAUAGUGUGAUGAUUGUGUCAUACGAUCGACAAAAGCCCUCUAUGGACCUCAACUAUAAUAACUUUACAAUAACAACCUUAACCUUAAUCGAAUGUGUACUAGGGAGGAGGCGAUACAUUGCGACCGAUCCUAAAAAAUGAAACCUUUUCUGUAUUAUAUUGGUGUACAAUUAACAAUCCGUUGUAGUCUAGUUGGUUAGGAUACUCGGCUCUCACCCGAGAGACCCGGGUUCAAGUCCCGGCAACGGAAAUUAAACUCAUUUUUUUUCCCCGAAUAUCCUGCAUUAUACGAACGUACCUUUCGCAUAACAAGUUAUACCCUUGAAAAAACCCAUCCAUAAAAUCCCCAAAAACCUCACAUUUCCCCUAAAAAAAUGGCUUCUCUUUCUUCCCUUUUCACUCCCCACCCCCUCAAACCCCUCACCCCCAAAUUCCUCCCAACCCGAACCCGAAUUUCGACCCGACCGAAACCCACUCCCAUCUCCGCCGUGUACAACCCAAUCCCCGCCACAGACCGCCUUAUCUCCGCCGUCUCUUACUUCCUUCCAUUCUUCAACGGCAUUCAAUACGGCCGUUUCCUCUUCACUCAAUACCCUUCCCUCGCUCUCCCAUUUCAACCUAUUCUUCCCAUCCUAUCUUUCUAUCGGUCCAUACCAUACGCCAGCUUCGUCACUUUCUUCGCUCUCUACUUAGGUAUUGCCCGCAAUGAGAGCUUGAACCAGUACACUCGCUUCAAUGCCUUGCAAGCUGUUAUGCUCGACGUUCUCCUCGUUCUCCCAAUGUUGAUUCAAAGGAUUUUUUCUCCGGGUCAGUCGGGUUUAGGGCUGCAAUUUACUGUUUGGAUGCAUAAUGGACUCUUUGUGUUUGUUGUUGGUUGUUUUGUUUAUGGUCUCGUUGCUUGUAUUCUCGGAAAAACUCCUUAUUUGCCUUUUGUUACUGAGGCUGCUAACAGGCAAAUGUAGCUUCUUUUUGUUAUAUGUUGUUUAGUUUGUUGAAAGAAAUUUUGUCCAUGUUUGAAUCACAAUCUCGAUUUGUGUA